AUGAAAAAGACACCCUCAACAACAGCCUCAAAACAAUGGACCUUACCAGGGUCUUCUGCGACUCUCAACAACAGCUUGGUCGGAAGUACUCUACCUACUGGUUUAAAUCAUCAAAAUUCCUCAAGAAAAGACAAUAUGGAAGGAAAUUCUUCAAAAAGAAAUUUCAGCAUUAACGAUCUUCCAUCUUCUACAAGCCUUAAUCAAACAAAUACUGAUGAUCUUGCGUUAGGUGUGUUGGGUACAUUUUCAUCCAAUAGAGGUUUUGAUCCUCAGAAUUUCAACUCCAUGAUUGCAACUCCUCUCAAACCCUCCCCGAAUACAUCCAUGAUGGAUUUGAAUAUUUUAUCAACGAACAACAACUCAUCCAAGAUUGAUCUUUCUGAAGAACUAGCUUCUCAGAUUGAAUAUAACAAUGCACUUCUCAAAGAACUUCAAUCUAUGGAGAGAAGAGUACAGGAUUUAAACAGGGAUUUAAGCCAAAAGGAUCACGAUCUUCGUCAAGUUACUCAAGAAAGGUUCAACAUUCAAAAACUUUUGGAGAAGGCUCAAGCCGAUCUUUAUAACACAAAGUUACAUGCAGAGCGAUUGGAGCAUGAAAAUGUAAUGAUAUUAGACCAGAUAGAAAAGACAAAGAAAUCUCAACAAAAUGUUGCAACAGAAAACAAAGAGCUUAUGGAUAAACUUGAAAUAAGCUCUCAACAGCUUGCCGAUAGGAACGAGGAAUUAAAAAGCUAUCAAAAUGAAAAUAGAGAAUUGAGAGAGAGGCUCAACAAAAUGGAAUUGGACGUAUCUGAAUUACAGUACAAGUUCGAUGAGACAUUGCAUUUGCUCAACGAAGAAAAACAUCAAAAUUUAGAGGUGCAAAAGCAGCACGAACAAGAGAAAAAUGAUUUGUUUACUGAGAUUAAUAGACUGACUGAGGACAUAGAAAAACUCAAAUAUGAGUUAAACAUGAGUGAUAAAGAAAGAGAUCAGAUUUUAAGUAACAAGGAAGAAAUUGAAAAGAGAGUUUAUGAUUUAGAGGCUUUUAUAGAAUCCAGUACAAUGCAAUGGAGCGACAAGAUCAAACAGUCCAACGAAGAAUAUGAGCAUUUGAUGAAAGAGUACAAAAGAUUAGAAAAUGAUCAUUCUUCUUUGAAAACUACUCAUUACCAAUAUUUGGGAGAUGUAAGAAAUGAGCUGAGAGAAAUAUGCAGUUCUGUUUUAAUGGCGAAGGAUCAAAAUUCAAAGAUAAUACAAGAAGUUGUAGAAACACAAACAUUCUGCAAAACACUUCUGACAACUGAAAAUUCCACUACAGAAGCUCUAAUUAAUGAGAUUAAAUCACUUUUGGAGAUGAAAAGUAGAUGUAUUUCUGAGCUUCAAAACGCUGCAGAUUAUUCUCGGGGUGUUGAACUGCAACUUGAAGAAGAAAAGUCAAAGUCUAUCAUGUUCGAAGAAAGAACAUCAAAAUAUGAGCAACAGCUGCAAGAGAUGCAGCAGAAAUUGAAGCAGACGGAACGAGAUAUGACCUUAAAACAUGCGCAACAAAUAGAAAGAACCAAUUUGGAGGUAGAGUCAGUAAAGAACAAUAUGAGAAGACUUGAAGAAGAAAAUUCCAAUUUGCGAAAAUCUCAACAAUCUCUACAAAAGAUAAAGUCAGACAUGGAAGAAAACGAAAGAAAGACAUUGAAAGAAAACAGAGUUCUGACCGAGUCUAUCCGUAAAUUACAGCGUCAACUUGAAGAGACAAAGAGAUACCUUAGUAUUGUUCAAGCAGAUAGAAAUAAUGUUUACAACGAAAAAGAAGAUCUCAGGAGAGAGCUUCAUGAUUUAUUGAACUCACAAAGAAAUUCUUCCAAUGUGAGAGAACCCUUCAAGUCGUCAGUCGACAUGAUUUUACAGCCUGUUCCAUCCUUAUCAAACACCUUACCCAAUACCAGCUCAUCCAAUACUACUCUAUUAACCCAAACAAAUAUUUCCUCUUCUCUUCAAGAUCAGGCCUUUUUUAAAGUUAUUCCUGAUGACAGGUUUUCAAGGCAACCACUCAAACCAGAUGAUGCAGCACUUUAUGAAGAGACAGGACAUUUCAGCACUCGAGAACUUGCUUCCCAACAAGAUCACACGAUUGUACCUCCCGAAGACCGUAUCUCCUCGCAUCUGCAGUCAGGACUUUAUCAAGAUUUGGCUUUUGAUCCACAACGGAACAUGGACUUUGGCAACACUUCAUCAUCCCAAAACAUGUUACAUAAUAAUUUUUCAAGCAAUUAUUCUUUGGUUCCAUCUACCACUCCAAUGAGGUCCCUUAGAAUGUCAAAUCGUUAUCUUGAUUCCACCUCAAAUGAAGAACAAUGA
Naegleria fowleri is the source of this 2334-nucleotide messenger RNA. RefSeq lists its product as uncharacterized. Bases 1 to 2334 code for a protein of 777 amino acids. NCBI's taxonomy places the organism in Eukaryota, Heterolobosea, Eutetramitea, Acrasida, Naegleriidae. The transcript has a single exon. The record is from RefSeq and is a predicted model, not a curated record.